Orycteropus afer afer is the source of this 1272-nucleotide messenger RNA. It is a transcript of the gene SLC35E1, whose product is annotated as solute carrier family 35 member E1. Gene Ontology annotation, cellular component: Golgi apparatus. Gene Ontology annotation, molecular function: antiporter activity. The transcript is spliced from 7 exons. Lineage: Eukaryota; Metazoa; Chordata; Mammalia; Tubulidentata; Orycteropodidae. The record is from RefSeq and is a predicted model, not a curated record. The coding region runs from base 1 to 1272 and encodes 423 amino acids.
AUGGGUGCUGUCUAUAUGAUCAGCCCACAUAUAUUUGAUAUAAUGGUCUACUGUCCAGACCCCAUUAUCUCUGCAGGUUUUAACUCCUUAGGCCCGGGAGGCGUAGGGGCGCGCGAGGGCGCGCGCGUAGCGGCGCUGUGCCUGCUGUGGUAUGCUCUGAGCGCGGGCGGCAACGUGGUCAACAAGGUAAUACUGAGCGGCUUCCCGUUCCCGGUGACCGUGUCGCUGUGCCAUAUCCUGGCGCUGUGCGCGGGGCUGCCCCCGCUGCUGCGCGCCUGGCGUGUGCCCCCCGCGCCGCCUGUGUCGCCGCCCUUGCCCGGCCAGCACGCGCCGCCUGGCCCCCUCCUGCCGCCGCGCUUCUACCCGCGCUACGUGCUCCCACUCGCCUUCGGCAAGUACUUCGCAUCCGUGUCGGCGCACGUCAGCAUCUGGAAGGUGCCCGUAUCCUACGCGCACACCGUCAAGGCCACCAUGCCCAUUUGGGUGGUCCUCCUGUCCCGAAUCAUCAUGAAAGAGAAACAGAGCACCAAGGUGUAUCUGUCCCUCAUCCCCAUCAUCAGCGGCGUCCUGCUGGCCACUGUCACCGAGCUGUCUUUCGAUAUGUGGGGGCUCCUCAGCGCUCUGGCGGCCACCUUGUGCUUCUCACUCCAGAAUAUCUUUUCCAAAAAGGUGUUGAGAGAUUCCCGGAUCCACCACCUCCGGCUGCUAAACAUCCUGGGCUGCCAUGCCAUCUUCUUCAUGAUCCCCACAUGGGUUCUGGUGGACCUGUCAGCGUUCCUGGUCAGCAGCGACUUGACCUAUGUCUCCCAGUGGCCCUGGACACUCCUGCUCCUGGCCGUCAGCGGCUUCUGCAACUUUGCUCAGAACGUUAUUGCCUUUAGCAUCCUCAACCUCAUUAGCCCCCUGAGCUACUCAGUCGCCAAUGCGACCAAGAGGAUCAUGGUCAUCACUGUGUCCCUCAUCAUGCUACGUAAUCCAGUCACCAGCACCAACGUCCUGGGGAUGAUGACGGCCAUCCUAGGUGUCUUCCUGUACAACAAGACCAAGUACGAUGCCAACCAGCAAGCCAGGAAGCACCUCCUCCCUGUCACGACGGGGGACCUGAGCAGCAAGGAGCAUCCCCGGGGCGUACUGGAGAAACCCCAGAACGGCCUCCUCUUCCCCCAGCAUACAGACUAUCAGUAUGGCCGCAACAGCAUCCUAACGGAUCACUUCCAGUAUAGCCGGCAGAGCUACCCAAACACGUACAGUUUGAACCGUUACGACGUGUAG